CGUGGUUAUUUCCACCUAGCACGAUGAUUGAUUCGGUUUGCGAGGGGUACACGUACUAGAGAAUUCUAACUAUCCUCCAUCAAAGCAAUCAUGUCUCGUUUGCCUUUGCCUCUCGCCAUCAGCCGCUUGUCCUGCUGCAGCUUGUUGAUUAUCGGGAGAGUCUGGGCGUACGCGGAACCACCAACGCUAUUUAGGGUGGACGGAAGCAGUAGUCAGACUACACCCGAGAUCUUUCAGCUCAAAAAUUAAGGCUACAAGAAAUCCAUCUUCACAGGCGUCUUGGUUCCGUUUCUAAAGGAAAAGGGGGCUCGCGAUGCUGCGGAGGGAGGAUGUCUCCUAGUUCUAAAGAGAAUCUCUACAGGUCCAGCAGCCGAGUGAAUGUGGGUCUGUUUUUUGGGAGCGCGAAGGAAUCCGGGUUGACAUCAGCGUCGAUCCCGAGGUGGUGAAGUGUGCAGAUUUAUGGCUACGGAGUUUGCAUGAGCAAUGGCUACCACCAGGGGCAUUAAAAUUAGAUAGUACUGGUAAACAGGUCCAGGGGCAUUAGGAUUAAAUAGUACUGGUAAUAAAAGUCUAGAUGGUAUGAGCGCACUACCCCGCCCUCUUCGAACAUGCUGCAAGUGUCAGAAGGAGCUACUUAAUUUAUUUAGAGGAUUUACAUUUAGUCUAGCAGUCAAACCCUCUUUGAAGACGUCCUCUUGUUUGUGGAGAUCAGACUCUUUCAUAUCAGAUCCGCAUUCGUAGUGCGCAUGGUGCGGCCGUUUGGUACUACGAGAUUCCGCCGCCUGCUGGUCCGCUUGUUAAGAAGCAGCUCUGGUCUUGUUCAUCUUGAGAGGCAUCUUCUUUGGCCGCCUUUUCCGGUAAGAGCAAGAGCUGCUUCUGCAGCAAUUAAUCUCAAUACUUUAAAGGAAAGAAAAGACAGAAAAGAUGCUCUUCUAGAUGAGAAUUACAGAGAGAUCUAAGACUGCCUUGAAAUUGUGCUCGACCACAGGAGGAACAAAGCAAAAAGGGGGUGAAAUAUUGAGCGGUACCGUGCCGUGGUCUAGGGUUUCUGGCGCAGGAGAGAUGGCAGAACAGUCCGGCUUUGGCGGAAAUAGGCUGAAUGAAAUAUAUGGCUGCGAUUUUCAACCCGUCUCUACGGUGGUCCAGAGUGGCCAUAUCAGUUGCAGACGCAUGAAAUGACAACCCUAAAAAGCGACGUUCCGUAAGCAUGGAUGUAUCUAUACGGGAACAAUUCGAGGAUUGGAUGGAGUUGUAGCCUAGUUAUUGGUCUUCUGUUCACCUCCAAAUGAUACUGGUCUUCUGUUACUAUGUGAGGCAGCUCCGAAGUUUUGUAUCAUCGCCUUUAAUACCCUGCUCUACGACAAUGUGAAGACCAUCCGCGUGUCAGCAAUUGCUUGGGGCCAUGACGGACGUGCAUUGGGAGAGGAGGUUGUUUUCGCACUAGUUGGCGACGAUGAGCUGUCUGGGGAAGACACGGAGCACAUCGCAACCUAUUUAGAGGAGGAAGAGGAGCAACGGAAAGCUGCUGAUGCCGAGCAUACUGCGAUGACCUUGAAGCACAGAGAAAUUACAGGAAAGGAAAGGAUUUCUUUUACGACGACGAUGGAUCGUCUGGGGCAGAAGAAGACCGAUGCAAGUCAGGGUCACGGCUUCGCGAAAACUGAUGCAAGUCAGGGGCAGACUGAGACUGGCAAAUCGCUGGAGGUGGCAAGUACAGAUGCUGGUGGUGUGGGAAAAACUAAAACGGAUUCUUCUUCAUCAGUCGGAGACAAAAAUAGUAACAACCCUCUUCACCGGCCACAGGUUUUACUGAUUCGCGGUCUAGGAAAGUUGCUGCCCAAAUGGGCCGACAUCAGGGAUACAGUCGCAGCACGAUCGAAACAAGCUCUCGAGUCGUUGGCGGGGUUUUCACGCCCUAACGGCAUGAACGAGCAUGGUGUCAUUCUGCGCGAAAUCGGUAUCGAUCUUCUAGAGUGGGUCCGUCAAAAUGUCCUACCUGCGGCUCAACAGAUUAUGACUGGUACUUGAAUGAAGGAAUGUUGUGGGUUUUGUAGAGCAGCAGAGGUAUCUCUAUGGAUAGCUUGAUGUACGUCUAUGAGACCAACCUCGCCUGUGAGUACACGAAAAUUUUUUUUUCGUGUACUCUAGAAUUUAGUAUCAGUCCCUAAUACUACGAUAUGUAUAACUUCGCACCUGGUGCUCCCACACUUUCAUGAUUCCGUUCCCGGAAUGGGGUAUGUUUACCAUCGACCGCUGGCACGCGUUUACAUUGCAUUAUGGAGGAGGCCGCGACGAAGGUCUAGACAUGCAUAUGGAUGGCGCGGAGGUCACUUUUAAUGCUUGUCUCGAGACCUCACGGAAGGACCAGCUGUUGUUCGGACAGCAGAAUGGUAUUGCUGAGGAGAACCAGGUGGUGACGGUUGGAGACAUUCAAGUCAAGGAUGGUGUGAACAAAGUAGACUGGAUAGAAGAUGACUUAGCCGCUCGAACUGUGGAACGGAGACUGCGAGUAGUUGAGCGGGACAGCUUUGAAAAAUCGAGUAAUGCUCUCCUGUCCUCUACUAAGAUCGGUGGUUUUGGCGCAUCUUCUUUUCUUGAGAAUGCUGCUUUGCCCCUUGAGGAAGACGCUGCUUUUUUAUUUCCAGGUCAGCAUACACACGGGGUGAAGAAUUUCGACGAGGGCGAUGAAAAUAGUAAGGGCACGCGAACGAACUUGGUAAUUAGGCUUUUGAGCACAGAAUUUCGUCGUUCACCAGCAACGGGAUACUACUUGCGAUGUCUCAUUAAAAAGAACACCUCUACCAACACGCGUGCUUUAUUUGAUCAGAAUACUGGGAACAAUAAUCAUGCUGAGCUUUGAUGGACAAUUGUACGAACAAUCUCACGGGAGUUGCG
Amoebophrya sp. A25 is the source of this 2895-nucleotide messenger RNA. Lineage: Eukaryota; Dinophyceae; Syndiniales; Amoebophryaceae. The record is from the annotation of a GenBank genome assembly.